AUGGCGUCUGUUGACAACGUGGACGACGAAAUGCUGUCCUACUCCCUGCUUCCAUUCUUCAUUCUCGGCGUCGUCAGGAUUGCCCUCGCAUGCUUCGGCAUCGCCGCCAACAUCGUGUCAAUUCGGGUUCUCACUCACAAGUCAAUCUGGUCGGCGACAUCCAUCCUCCUUAUAUCCCUCGUCGUGUACGACACCGUGUUCCUCUUCACCGGCGCUGUCGUCAUCAUCGCCGGGCUGCCGGAAUACGAGGAGGACCAUCUGUUCGUCACCGUGACGGUCUUCUACCCGUUCCGAUACAUCGCGCAAAUGGGGUCCGUCUACUCCACUGUCGCAGUCACGGUGGAGCGGUUCGUCGUCGUUGUGACGCCCCUGAGAGCGAGGUCCAUCUGGACGACGAACAACGCAAGAAGGGUGGCAAUCGGCGUCUUCGUCUUCUCCCUAGGGUUCAACAUCCCCCGGUGUGUCGUCUUCCACCAACUGUCAUCAGCAGACUGGGUGGAGAACGGCACCCUGACUCAGACCGACGCAUCGCAAGCGUUCCUCUAUACACGAGUGUACGAGGUGUACCUGACGAUGGCGAUGUUCUACAUCCUUCCCUACACCAUCAUCAUCGUGCUCAACAUCAACCUCAUCGUCCAUCUACGUAUCAGCGCCAGGGUCACCAAAACAAUCAGUCCCCGCCAUACCGCGUCCACCUCGCCAACUGAUAAAGAAGAUGGCCUGACUAUCGUUGUCCUUGGGAUCACGACCUGCUUCUUCGUCUGCUGCGUGAUUCCGCUGACAUACCACAUCCUGCUGCUGGCUGACCUGGACCUAUUUUCGAACCCCCACAAAGUGUACUUGUUUGCUGUCAGUGACACGAUGCUGUGCGUUAAUUCGGCUACGGACUUUAUUUUCUAUUGUCUGCUGGGACGAAGGUUCAGGAACGUGUUCUACAAGCUCUUCUGCCCCUGUCUUUGUAGGAGGAGAAGUAGCCCAGUUAAUCAGAACCGACUUACUCUUUUACAAAUGAAAGGAAUUCCGUGUUCUAAUACUCGUUAUACCAUCUCUGAGUUGCGGUGA
Haliotis rufescens (red abalone) is the source of this 1062-nucleotide messenger RNA. Its product is annotated as FMRFamide receptor-like. The coding region runs from base 1 to 1062 and encodes 353 amino acids. Gene Ontology annotation, biological process: G protein-coupled receptor signaling pathway. NCBI's taxonomy places the organism in Eukaryota, Metazoa, Mollusca, Gastropoda, Lepetellida, Haliotidae. The record is from RefSeq and is a predicted model, not a curated record. Gene Ontology annotation, cellular component: membrane. Gene Ontology annotation, molecular function: G protein-coupled receptor activity. The transcript has a single exon.